AUGAAUAACUUAACAAGAUUAAUGGCCAGUUGUGCUUUACAAACACCAAAGACUUCUUUAAUAACAAAAACCUCCGCCUGGUCGGCCUUACAGUUGAGAACUAAAACCAAAAUUGUGGAAAAACCUAAACCAGGUGGCGGCAGACAAUUUAGACGUAUUGUACAUUUUAAAGAUGAAUACACAAUUGAGCCCUUAAAAAUAACCCAUCUGGCCGGUAGAGAUCCUGUGACAGGACGUGUGGUAGCCAAGGGUAUUGGUGGAGGUAUUAAGCAAAAAUAUCAUUGGAUUAAAUGGGUACGUGAUGGCCCUGUGGAGGGACCGGCUCAGGAGGAAAAAGUUUUGGAAAUUUUAGAUGAUGGCUGUCGUACAGCCAAAAUAGCUUUAGUGGGUGUGGGCGAUGAAUUGAAAUAUAUAUUGGCCAGUGAAAAUAUGAAACCUGGCGAUAUUAUCAAAACUUCCAGAUUUAUACCCAGAAUACCAGUUAGACCCAAUGAGGGAGAUGCUUAUCCCUUAGGAGCUUUGCCAGUGGGCACUAGAAUACAUAAUUUGGAAAAGAAUCCCGGUUAUCCCUGUCAUAUGAUACAUGCGGCUGGUACGUUUGGUACUAUUUUGCGUAAAUUCGAUGAUAAGGUGGUGGUGCAAUUACCCUCCAAAAGAGAAUUUGCUUUUGAUAAAACUUGCAUGGCUACCGUGGGACGUGUUAGUAACAUAGAACAUAAUAAGCAACAUAUAGGCUCUGCUCAACGCAUGCGUGAAUUGGGUAAUCGUCCUCGUUCUGGUUUAUGGCAACGUAAAGAUGGUCGUUUUGGUCGUAAGAUACGCAAACUUCCACCUAUGACUUCAGUGCCACCACCACCUGGCAAACCUGCUGAAAUUAUAAAACUUACUUUACCUUUGUAAAAUAUUUUAAAGAAAUUUUAUUAAAAUUUAAAAUGUUAUGUAUUAAAAAAAA
Molecule: messenger RNA, 952 nt
Organism: Lucilia cuprina (Australian sheep blowfly)
Lineage: Eukaryota; Metazoa; Arthropoda; Insecta; Diptera; Calliphoridae
Gene: mRpL2
Product: 39S ribosomal protein L2, mitochondrial
Exons: 3
Coding region: 1-900 (299 amino acids)
Biological process (GO): cytoplasmic translation
Cellular component (GO): ribosome
Molecular function (GO): RNA binding; structural constituent of ribosome
Source: RefSeq, a predicted model, not a curated record